CUUCAAGAGAGUCCUGAGCGAAAGUGCGCGAGCUGACAACACUGAGGAGCCACCGCAACAACUUUCCCAUUACUGGAAAUUAAAAAGGGAAUUUAAGGGAAUAACUUUUCAUAACUGUUUACAUUUGUUUUGUAUUUAAAUUUUUAUUUAGUUUACUGACAACUCACGGAGUUUUCUGUCAAGCUUUUUUGGCUCUAUGAGAGUUUGAAGAAGAAUAUAAAUCACUUUAUUUUUUCGACGCUGGAGAAAAGGGUUGUGAUAAACUAAUAAAUGAGGAAUAACAGGUGUCAACACGAAUGUAAAUAAAAAAGCACAAACAAAUACUUGGGACAGCUGUAAUAAAGAGUUUGUUUUGCGCGUGGACUGAAAGAUGUAUCACUGAAACAACACUGGUACUGAGUAACCGUCGCAGGGUAAUUUCUAGUCACCUGGCACCUAGCUCUUGAACAGAUGUCUGAGGAGGAGCACAGCCACUGUGCCAGACCUCCUGAUGGAGUCCAACCAGACAGCCGGCCCCUGGAAGCCCUCACAGCCCCAUGCCCAGAAGGAGAUGAAACUGGUGAGCUGACAGCACCGAAUUCAAACACCCCACCAAUGGAAAAGACGAUGGAGAAUGGCAACAACAACAACAGCCUAUUCCAGCCAGACCAGACCAGGACUUCUGGCAAAAGCAUAACAUAUCAACCUCAGGCACAGUCUACACCCAUACACCCCACGCUAGUAAGGAGUGACAGCAAGCCUCACAGUAACGGGGUUAGGAAUGGAACCUUUUCACGAGCCACCUCUUCAUCAUCUUCAUCUUCAGCCCAUAAAAACCCCAAAAAGCUGCAGUCAAACCCAUCCAUCAAUAGUCAAAGCAGCAAGAGGAGCAAAGGUAGCUCCAAAUCCAACAGCUCCCAGAUACCCACAGAGGCCCAGGAUGAUUGCUGUGUCCACUGCAUCCUGGCCUGUCUGUUCUGUGAGUUUCUCACACUGUGUAACAUCAUGCUGGACUGUGCCACAUGUGGUUCCUGCGCAUCAGACGACUCGUGUUUCUGCUGCUGCUGCGCAUCAGAGGAAUGUGGCGACUGCGACCUGCCCUGUGACAUGGAUUGCGGAAUUAUCGAUGCAUGCUGCGAGUCUGCAGACUGUCUUGAGAUCUGCAUGGAAUGCUGCGGGCUGUGCUUUUCCUCCUGAGACUCCUGUAGGGGCGCUGCCCCUCUCACUGAUUUGGAACCCUAUGAAAAAGCAAGCAAAAUAUAAGCAGACCAGAGCCAAAGGCAAUCAUAAGACUUGUCUUUCGGCUUGCAAGUCACCACCCCAGAGUGGAAGAGAGUUCUGAUUACAUUCCGGUAGCUUUCUUUUGAACUGUAUUGUUGAAGGCAGGCUUACAGUAGCUGUUGCACACUAGCGGGGUUAUCCAGCAACUUUAUAGGAAGUGACUUUCUACUCAUUCUGGACUUGAAUAGUUUCUGGAUUCUACUUAUAAUAUAAAUGUAACCCUAUGUAUUGAGUCUGCUUUGGCAUAGUGAUGAAUGCAAAUGCUUAUACAUUCAGACUUGAGGUCACUGAGAAAACGGCUCUAUUUGUGGGUCCAAAAACUAGGAAUGAGUGGUUCAAGCUAGUUUCUUUCUUUAAAUGUCAGUGUUUGUUAAUUGUUUGAAAUCGUCAGAAAGCUAAGCUUUUUUGAUAAAAUGCAAAAUAGCCACAAAAUCAUUCAGUGGUUUAGUAAUUCCACAAUAAUGCACAUCAUAAAAGCAUCUGCAUUAAAUCCAGAUGCACUGUUGAAGACAAUGUUGUCUCUUAAAAACAUUUAAAUUUGGAGUUCUCCAUGCAAAUUUAUCCACAGAUCUCAUUCAAAACGUAACUCACUAAAAUUGCACACAUAAUCUUUAAUGUUAAUUCCAAAUUUCACCUCUCAAUAUGCACUCUUACUUUAGUACACUGGCGUAAUCCUCUAGUCACAGUGAUCAAGACUACAAAAGCCAUAAAAACUGUGAGUAUGGACUCAUAGAUGUAUGCGAGUGGGAGAAAGACGUGUGUAUUUAAUAUAUGGUGCCAUGCCACAGUUGUAUAAUAGAUUGUACUUAAAAGUGUGAAGUUAGAGUCUUGUCAGUCUCUACUUUUAGUCCUGUGAUGUUCUUUCUCACUCUUUCUGUAUUUCUAUACUGUCAUUUCAUCAAUCAGUCAUUACUUUAGUUUUUUUAUAUUUCUUAAAAUACUGGAACAUUAUACUGUAAGCGGUUGUGAAUUACUCCCAUAUUUGUGUUUUUUUUUUUUUUUUUUGGUUUUAUUUUCCAAUGUGAAAUAAGUUGUCUUGUAAUUCCAACACAAUUUUGUGUGAAUUUAAAGUUUAGUUUACAUAUCAACUAUUGUCUUUUCAUGUAGUAAAUAACAUUAGUGUUAGAAGUAUUAUUUUCAAACAAAAGAGGUUUCCUUACAGUCUAAACAAGGUCUUGUGCAGCAAACAAAUCUUGAGAAUCAACACAUUAUACUCUCUGCAAAAUUAGCAUAAGGUAAAUCAUCUAAAAAAAGAUGGUGAAAACCAAUGCAUUGAUUUGCACUGUUAACGUUAAUGGAAUAUUCCAGGUUCAAGACAAGUUAAGCUCAAUCGACAGCAUUUGUGGCCUAAUGUUGAUUACCACAAAAUAUAAUUUAAGCAAAAAUCAAGGUUACAUCAAAGACAAUGGAAGUGAAUGGGGCCAAUUUUUGGAGGGUUUAAAGGCAGAAAUGUGAAGCUGAUAAUUUUAUAAAAACACUUACAUUAAUUCUUCUAUUAAAACUUGUGUAUUAUUUUGCUGUAAAUUUGUUUAAAUCAUCAUUUUUACGCUUGUUUUAGGGUUUACAGCAUAACAUCGUAAUGGCAACAAAGUUGUAAAAUUGUAUAUAACUUUACACAGAAAAGGUUAGUAGUGAAGAUUUUUUUGUGGUAAUCGACAUUAUGCCACAAAUGCUGUUGAUUGAGCUUAACUUGUAUUGAUCCCGGAAUAUUCCUUUUAAGAAUGAUUAUUUAUUUCAUUCUUGCCUUUAAACUGGAGAAAGAAAGCAUAUAUUUUAACUGGGCCAAUGUAGUGUUAAAGAAACAGGACAAAACAAAUCUAUCACUGUAAAAUAUUUUGCAUUCUAUCUGUAGAUAUAAUAACCAUUUUGUUUAUUGAUAUGAGAGGUAUCAAACUGUAAGUCAUCAGAGUUCAAAGAUUGCCAGAGUCCCCCAAAAUUUAUUUUAGGUCCUCUUUUGUGAGGAAAUUAAUCUGUUCUCAAAAGAGUGUGUCUGCUUUAACACAUUGCCAAUAACUAGAUCAAGUUAGUUGACGCAUGACAUGUCCAUGGACUUUUUUUAAAAUCAAAAUUAACCUUCUGCGUCCCUGCGUCCACAUGCGUGGACAUUGUAUUUGGGCUUUGUUAUAUGCAACAUGUAAAUAAUUUCAUUUAAACCAACUGAUCUCAGUUAAGGAGACUCUGCUGUCAUUAAAGGGUUAAACUUUUGAUGAGUUAUGUGACCAAACAACAUAACGUCGAUCACAGAGGAGUUUGUCUUUGGGAGAAAUGCCAACAAAACUACAUCUUCUAAGAAACCUAAUUAAGUUUUUACAUUGAAACCUGUUUGAGUCAAAAGAUUAGAGUCUCUAGUUUCAUCCGAUAUGCCAUUUUUUAAAUUUGUGCAAUUUAUCGCGAAACAGUGCACUGUUAAACACAAUGACCACGUCCGUGGACUGUAUGCUCAGUUUCAGUUAAAAUAUCCUAUAUUCACUGUGAAUAUAUCAAUGAAUGCAUCCAAAAGCUGUAAAAAAAAAUUAUUUCAGAGAUUGAGAUAGGAUGAAAAUACGGAGCUUUUCAAACUGUUCUGAGACCAGUGCAGACAGACAGCACACUGGAGGUGAAGUCAUUCACUAAAUAGGGAGCAAGGAAGCAUCCUAUAGCACUCCUAUGCAGCUAAAUGCAUUCAAUCCAAACUUCCUAUCAAAAGUUCAUUUUCCGGAUGCAGAUAAUGUUUGGACCACUAAACGUGUUUGGCAGACGUGGAACAAUGGUAAUCAGUACAUAGAUUUAGAAGGUAUAAUGUUAUUUUAACAUGGUAGGCAGUGAUUGGAUAAUGCUGGGUAUUGCUUUGAAUCAGAAUGAAUUCUGUUAAUUUCUGAUGUAAUCUCUGAAAUGUCUCAAAGACAUGAAUAACCAACAGUCCUGGAAACAAACAAUUUGAUAAAAAAAAUAAACAAAUAAAUAAAAAUCUGA
Messenger RNA from Myxocyprinus asiaticus (Chinese sucker), 4212 nucleotides. RefSeq names its product myoD family inhibitor-like. Bases 451 to 1176 code for a protein of 241 amino acids. NCBI's taxonomy places the organism in Eukaryota, Metazoa, Chordata, Actinopteri, Cypriniformes, Catostomidae. The record is from RefSeq and is a predicted model, not a curated record. The transcript has 5 exons.